This is a messenger RNA of Nyctereutes procyonoides (raccoon dog), 375 nucleotides long. RefSeq names its product nuclear transport factor 2-like. The coding region runs from base 1 to 375 and encodes 124 amino acids. Gene Ontology annotation, cellular component: nuclear pore central transport channel. Gene Ontology annotation, biological process: protein import into nucleus. The transcript has a single exon. The record is from RefSeq and is a predicted model, not a curated record. Lineage: Eukaryota; Metazoa; Chordata; Mammalia; Carnivora; Canidae.
AUGGGAGACAAGCCAAUUUGGGAGCAGAUGGGAUCCAGCUUCAUUCAGCAUUACUACCAGUUAUUUGAUAACCUCAGAACCCAACUAGGCACAAUUUAUAUUGAUGCAUCAUGCCUUAUGUGGGAAGGACAGCAGUUCCAGGGGAAAGCUGCCAUUGUGGAGAAGUUGUCUAGCCUUCUGUUAGACACACAACACAGCAUCACAGCACAGGACCAUCAGCCCACGCCAGAUAGCUGCAUCAUCAGCAUGGUUGUGGGCCAGCUCAAGGCUGAUGAAGACUCCAUCAUGGGUUCCACCAGAAGUUCUAUUAACAUUGAUGAUGCUUGGGUUUGCACCAAUGACAUGUUCAGGCUUGCCCUGUACAACUUCGGCUGA